AUGACGGUCUGGCGGGCAACCAAUCCUGAUGCUAGAGAUUUUCCUGUCGACAUUGGUUUUGCUAACUUGUGUAUCGCGAAAACUAGAAACUCGGAACAGAAGAUUGCAACACCAAAAAUAUAUGUGAGAAAGACUUUGCCAAGCAAAGAAAAAUGUGAACUUGCUUUGGAAGGAGCAAAUUCCCAAGAACACUCGGAUAAGAUCGCAAUGCUUGUGGAUGAUGAAGAGUUGGAGCUGAGAGAAUUACAAGGAAGCCCAAAUGCACUGGGGUUCUCUGAUCAUUUUACUACUAAUGAAGAUCAUGCCUGUUCACUUUGCAAAGGUUGGUUUGAGGGAAGAACAGAACAGAUUUUCCACUCUAAAAUGAAAUGCUGUAAUAUGUAUGUGUCUGCAUGUAUAAUAUUUUGA
Molecule: messenger RNA, 408 nt
Organism: Prunus armeniaca (apricot)
Lineage: Eukaryota; Viridiplantae; Streptophyta; Magnoliopsida; Rosales; Rosaceae
Source: the annotation of a GenBank genome assembly